UGCGCUCGCAGCGGGAGGCGGGGCAAGGAGUGGCUUCCGGGGCUCCGCCUCUCCCGACGCGUCUCAGGGUUGGCGCCACAGGACCUGGACAGUUCGGGUCCUCCGGUGGUGACUGCGUUCGGGAUGGCAUCGGACUCGGGGGACCGCGGGACUACCUGCACGCUGGAGUUCGCGGUGCAGAUGACCUGUCAGAGCUGCGUGGACGCGGUGCGCACGUCCCUGCAAGGGAUAGCAGGUGUCCAGAGUGUGGAGGUGCAGUUGGAGAACCAGAUGGUCCUGGUACAGACCACCCUGCCCAGCCAGGAGGUGCAGGCCCUUCUAGAAGGCACUGGGAGGCAGGCGGUACUCAAGGGCAUGGGCAGUGGCCUGUUCCAGAAUCUGGGGGCAGCAGUGGCCAUUCUCGGGGGGCCUGGCCCUGUGCAGGGAGUGGUGCACUUCCUACAGCUGACCCCUGAGCGCUGCCUCAUCGAGGGGACCAUUGACGGCCUGCAGCCUGGGCUGCACGGACUGCACGUCCAUGAGUUCGGAGACCUCACAAGGAACUGCAACAGCUGUGGGGACCACUUUAACCCUGAUGGAAUGUCUCAUGGAGGUCCCCAGGACUCUGACCGGCACCGUGGAGACCUAGGGAACAUCUACGCUGAAGCUGAUGGCCGAGCCGUCUUCAGGAUAGAGGAUGAGAGGCUGAAGGUGUGUGAUGUGAUUGGCCGAAGCCUGGUCGUCGAUGAGGGAGAAGACGACCUGGGCCGGGGUGGCCAUCCCUUGUCCAGGAUCACAGGGAACUCAGGAGAGGGGUUGGCCUGUGGCAUCAUCGCACGCUCUGCUGGCCUUUUCCAGAACCCCAAGCAGAUCUGCUCCUGCGACGGGCUCACCAUCUGGGAGGAGCGAGGCCGGCCCAUCGCUGGCGACGGGCGAAAGCAGCCCGCCAGUCCCCCCGCCCACCUCUGAGCACAGCCUCAGCCUCGCGUCUGUCACUGUCCUCCCUGCUGAGCACUUCCAGAGGGAGGCCCUGCUCACCCAGUCCUAGGAGCACUAGUGUGUGGGGUGUGUAGGGGUUGCUGUGAUCUUCCCUUGGCAAAUUAAAGUUUUAUUUUCAUAUGGAA
Globicephala melas (long-finned pilot whale) is the source of this 1103-nucleotide messenger RNA. RefSeq names its product copper chaperone for superoxide dismutase (gene CCS). The record is from RefSeq and is a predicted model, not a curated record. NCBI's taxonomy places the organism in Eukaryota, Metazoa, Chordata, Mammalia, Artiodactyla, Delphinidae. Gene Ontology annotation, biological process: superoxide metabolic process. Gene Ontology annotation, molecular function: copper ion binding; superoxide dismutase copper chaperone activity.